AUGUACAGUAAUAUAAACAUAACCUAAAGAUUUUUUCGUUUUUUAAAAAUACGUUUUUUAGAAAAGUAAAAAAAAUUGAAUAAUAUUUAAAAUUAUUUGUAUAUAUUUAAAAAAUAUAUGAAAUUUAAAUAAUUUAUCGAUUUUGUAAUUUUUGAAUUAUAAAAUUUGCGGAAACGAAUUGGUGGAGUUUUUUUUGAUGCUUCAUUAAAUAUGGAUGAUGAAGAAUGUCUUCAGCCUGUGCUGUCAUCGCAAGAAGAAGCAAAUUUUCAAAAAUUAGACACUGCUAUAUUUGCAUCUGUACCACUUGUUUUUGGGGUGAUUAUUGAAAUAAUAGGAAUCGUAUUCAUAUCAGUAUGGCCAGAGGAACACAAUAAAUGCAACACAUAUUUUAUAUUUUUAUAUUUACAUUGUGGCUACUGGUUUGUGAUAAUGAUAACUGAUUACAUCAUUAAAUUACGACACCAUAAUUUACGUAUCUGCGGUUAUCUUGAUUUUUAUCAAUCGACUUAUCAGCAUAUAAGGACACCGUUAUUUGUAUCAUCGCUAUGGAAUACUAUAUAUUUAUUCCUCGCUGCGAUAUUACACCAUACUCAUAAAAUUAACUAUGAGGAUUAUUGUCGAUCAUCGGAAUGGUUUACGCCGGUUAAUUAUAUUCUUAUGUUAACAACUUUGGAACUUAUGAUCAUUGUUCCUGUCUACAUAAAUUAUAUAAAACGUGUACGUCGUUUUAAUCGCAUGCAACCACCACCCGAUGUGACAAGAGAGGAAUGGCUAUCAUCAUUUACCCAAGAUUCAUUUGCUGGUAAUACAGAAGUCGGUUAUCAUGAACGUGGCUCUAAUUUAUUAGAAUUAUUGGAAAAACAAGCGGACUUAAUAAGGUAUCUACGCGAUCACAAUGUUAAGUUGAGUCACAGAAUGAUGCUACUUGCAUCGCAACGUCAUCAAGCUAUUUAAUUCAUCAAUUAUAAUAAUUGUUUACUCCAAAACAAUCCUGUAUUAUAUUACAUUUUAAAUCAUUUGUCAUUAAAUUAUGACAUGCACAAAAAAGAGAAUUUUUUGGCGCGAAAAACUUUAAAUUCGCUGUAGAAAUCCUUUUUUUCUAUCGGGUCUGCACGAGUCGUAGACGGAAACCGGUCGUGAAAAUAGAGAAUACAGGCCAUAGAUUGUCUAUCGUAAUUAGCAAUAAUUAAUGAGUCUAAGAUCUAGUUUGUAUCUUCCAUUGCUAAUGAUAUUGUUUAGUGAUAUAUUAUUACUAAUUACUAAUUUACUGUAUGCACUUAAUAAUUUGCGAUAAAAUUAAUUACUUGCCAUUGCUGAUAAAUUAAUUGCGUACAAAGUGAAAUUCAAAGUAAAUUUUAUAAAAUAUUUAUACAAUACUCUGCAUGUAAAAUUAAUAAGCUUUGAGGCAUGCUUGUAAUUUAUUUAAAUUUGUAAAUACGUAAUUAAAUUUAUAUUUAUAAAUUAUAUGUAUUAUUUUUGUUUGCAUAUUAAACUUAAGCUCAAGCUAAAGCUAAAAGUGUUAAAUUAUUUAUUUGUGUUACAAAAAAAAUGUUAUAUAGGGUAAAUAGAUAGAUGGAUAUCUACCAAUAGAUGGACGAAUAUUAUUUUAAUAACCGAUUACAUAAAAUUUAGGAAUGAAAAUGUAACAUAAUACAUUUUUUUUAACUAUAUAUAUUUCUGAUGCUAGAAAAUAAUUUUUUUAAAAUUUAAUAUAUGUUAUAAUCAUAAAAAAAAUUAUUUUUAUUUGACGUGACGACGUUUUGCUUGAAAAGCGCCACCUCUACUAAGCAUGUGACAGACAACCGGUAAACUAUAUUUGUUAUAACUCAUAUAAAUAAAUAAUAUAAUAAGAUAUGUUCAUAUGAUUAUGUUCAUAUUUCAUUAACAAUUUUAUUAAUUUAAUAAUUAACUGAUAAAAUUAAAAAAAUUUAAGAAAAUUUGCCGUCCAUCUAUCGGAGACAAAUUUCUAACCUUAACCCAAUAGAUGGACGUUGGAUUUAUCUGGUAAAUUUUCAAUUUUUUUUUUUUUUUCAUAACAUUUAAAUGAAAUUGUUUGUUAACAUAAACUCAUUUAUUUAUUUAUUUUUAAAUAUAAAUAAAAUGUAAGUAAAAUAAUUAAUAAUUUAUAGAUAUUUAUAAAUCAUUAAUUAAUAUUACGUAAUAUAUUAUCAUAUAU
This is a messenger RNA of Microplitis demolitor, 2176 nucleotides long. RefSeq names its product transmembrane protein 192. The record is from RefSeq and is a predicted model, not a curated record. Gene Ontology annotation, cellular component: lysosomal membrane; late endosome. The transcript has 4 exons. Bases 211 to 954 code for a protein of 247 amino acids. NCBI's taxonomy places the organism in Eukaryota, Metazoa, Arthropoda, Insecta, Hymenoptera, Braconidae.